Molecule: messenger RNA, 1384 nt
Organism: Carassius carassius (crucian carp)
Lineage: Eukaryota; Metazoa; Chordata; Actinopteri; Cypriniformes; Cyprinidae
Product: dual specificity protein phosphatase 13-like
Exons: 8
Coding region: 206-1342 (378 amino acids)
Biological process (GO): protein dephosphorylation; negative regulation of MAPK cascade
Cellular component (GO): cytoplasm
Molecular function (GO): MAP kinase phosphatase activity; protein tyrosine/serine/threonine phosphatase activity
Source: RefSeq, a predicted model, not a curated record
ACUGGCUGUCGACAACGUCCCUGACCAAGGAGAGAAGAGCAGGCAAUCUGAGAACAAGGGAAAAAAAGGGCCACCGGCUGCUAAAUUCAAGAAAUCCUUAGUGGAAUGAUAUGCCAUAAAAAGCCCUCAGUAUUCAUUUGAAUGAUGUUAAGAGCUGAAGUGGAGUGUCAAUGUGCUCUCAGCCUCUUAGCAACAAGAAGAUUUCAUGAGCAAUGGCCUCAGGAUGUCUCUCAAGGAGCUGUGUGCCUAUGAAACACCAUCCGUUGUCGAAAUGCAGAACUUCCUGUUGGCUGACAGACGGCCCACUGGACAUGUCAACCAAGUGUGGCCUAAUGUGUACAUUGGCAAUGAGUAUGUAUUAUGUUUUAAGUCAAUGUUGUAUAAUAUGAGGAUCACACACAUUGUGAAUGCUGCUAGUGGACCCCCUCAUGUCAACACUGGAGCCCGCUUUUACAGAGACAUGGAUAUUUAUUACUAUGGAGUGGAGGCUGAUGAUUCCACAGAAUUCAUCAUAAGUGUGUUUUUCUAUCCCACAGCAAGGUUUAUACGAGCAGCGUUGUCGAAAAACGGAAGAGUAUUUGUCCAUUGUCUGAUGGGAGUGAGCCGCUCUGCCACCCUGGUGUUGGCCUUCCUCAUGAUCUGUGAGGAUCUUACACUAAUGGAGGCCAUUAAAGCUGUACGGCAACACAGGGACAUCUGUCCUAAUCCUGGGUUUCUCAACCAGCUUCGACAUCUUGACAUGAGCCUCGUCCGAGAAAGGAAGAAAAAACUGGAAGCUUACAAAUUGAAAGCUCCUAAAGACAAACCAUUGGCCUCUCAAAUGCAGGCAGUGUAUGAGGCGCCAUCUAUAUCAGAUCUGCGGAGUCUGCUGCUGACAAACAGACAGACUUUCGGACCUGUCAGUCUUAUCUGGCCCGGUCUGUACAUGGGAGAUGAGUCAAUGGCUCGUGAUAAAGGACUCCUCGCUGAUCUGGGGAUCACUCAUGUUGUAAACUGUGCCGACGGGCCACAUCGCAUCAACACGGGUGCCCAGUUCUACUCAGACAUGAGAAUAGGUUACUGUGGAGUGGAGGCUUCAGAUCACCCACAGUUUGAUUUGAGCCAGUAUUUCUGCUCCACUGCAUCCUUCAUUAAAGCAGCACUCACUCAAAAUGGCAAAGUGCUGGUUCACUGUGCAAUGGGAGUCGGUCGCUCCGGAGCCUUGGUCCUGGCCUUCCUCAUGAUGUGCGAGAACCUCACUCUCAUGGACGCCAUCAAUGCUUUCAGGCUGAACAGGGACAUCUGUCCCAACUCAGGCUUUCUAGAGCAGCUGAGAACUUUGGAUAACAAUUUAAAGAGAUAAUUCACUCAAAAAUGAAGGUUCUGUCAUUUACUCGUGUUCAUA